ACAGGGAGCGCGCCCCGCCGGAGGUCUCCUAGGAGCAGCGGGGAGCGCCCACGUGGGGCGCCUCCUAGGGGCGUCCCGGCCAAGGGAGGGCGCUCACGGCAGGCCCGUCUCAUUUGGCUGGGGACGUGCCGGGAGUGCCCGGCCCUCGCCGCGGGACCAGAGGGCGCGCAACUGGAGGCGCCUCCUGGGGCGCAGGGAGCUCCCGUCGCGGGCACCUCCUCCUGCUCCUGGCCGGCCGGAGCUGGGCAGCGCCCCCGGCGAUGUUCACCCGGGCUGUGAGCAGGCUCAGCAGGAAGCGGCCGCCGUCAGAGAUUAAUGACAGUGAUGGCAAACCAGGCGGCAGCAGCCAACAAACCCUAAAAGGAACCUCAAGAUGGACUACGUCACUAGAGAACCUCCUAGAAGAUCCAGAAGGAGUGAAACGAUUUAGGGAAUUUUUAAAGAAAGAAUUUAGUGAAGAAAAUGUUUUGUUCUGGUUAGCAUGUGAAGAAUUUAAGAAAACGCAAGACAAGAAACAGAUGCAAGAAAAAGCUAAAGAAAUUUACAUGACUUUCCUGUCCAGUAAAGCUUCCUGCCAAGUCAAUGUUGAAGGGCAAUCCCGUCUGAAUGAGACAAUAUUGGAAGAACCUCACCCACUAAUGUUUCAAAAGCUGCAGGACCAGAUAUUCAAUCUCAUGAAGUAUGACAGCUACAGCCGUUUCUUAAAGUCAGACAUAUUUUUAAAACAUAAGAGGGCCGAGGAACAAGAAGAGAAUUCAUCGGAAGCUCAAUCUGUAGCUAAAAGAGCUUCAAGGAUUUACAACACAUGAUCCAAAGAAACCCAUUCAGACAAGCAACAAAAAAUAACCUAUCUCUCAGGAACAGUCUUUGGGUCUAUAACUGUUGCAUUUAAUGCUUGAAAAGCACAAAAUCCUUUUAGGGGAUAUUUACCUUCUUAAUUGCUUGAACAACUAAUUGUUUUUGCAUGAUGGCCAAUACCAAACACUCUUGAAAAGACCAUUUCCUAGGCUAAAAUGCUGAGGUAUCCAUAUGUGGCAUGAAUUACAUCCCAUAUUUCACAAAUUAAAAUGUUUUCCAAUCACUGUAUUUGUGAGGCAUCACAUACAUGAGAAAUGGAAGAUAGAGUUGCUUUGCCUUCUGUUUUUAGCUAUCCUGUAUGUACGUUUGUGAAUUGUUGUGAGCCAGUGCAGAGUAGCAUUUCUGAAACUGUGGAUGAGUCAUACAUUGAUUACCAUUAGGGGGCAGUAUCAUGUUGGGUUAAUCCUAAUAAAACCCAGUUGCAGUCCUGCCAAACCUAAAUCUCGUCUUUGAAACUAAUCUGUCUGUGAGACUUUGAAAGGCAAUUUCAAUUUUGACUUUGAGAAGUGUGGGUUUGCCUUUAUUUGAAGCAGAAGGCUGGGGUUUUUUUAGUCAGAAUUUUCAUUACUGUAUUUCUUUGAUUUCACGAUGUUUCCCACAACAGCCAGUCAGCUUCUUCAGAUGACAGAGGCUAAUCACCAACUUUGACAGAAACAACAUGUCAACUUUAAAAACACAAUAAAACCUCUUGUGUUUUCAUAACACCUAAACUAUAAUGGAACAAAAGCACCAAAAUAGGAAGGAUCCCUUCAAAGCACUCAAAAAGCCAUAGGAGAACUGAUACCUGUUGCCCACUUCUGGGCAUCACAUCUUCAGGUGGGCUCAGCACUUCAGCCAGGUAGCACACUUAUUCUGAAGUCACAUGCAAGUACUAGUAAGCAUAAGGUCUUUCCCAGUCUUCCUGAGGAAUUGUGCCCUGGCUGCCAGGAAUCCUUCUGGAGAGGCACAAAACAAGAGUUUUCAUUUUCAGUCUGGCUUUGCUAAAAUCACUUGGUCACAUACUACCUGAUUUUGUUUUCCCCCAAGAAGUGUUUCAGGAUUUCCUAUGCACAGAUGUUGGAAAAUCCAACAGAACUGUGAAUUCGCAUUGUGAUUUUAGCAAUUCCCACUCCAUGCUUGAAAUGAAGGGCAGUAUAUAUCUGCCCUGAGAAGAUCAAUGUGCAGUGAUGAAAUGUUAGGAUAAUAAAGGAACAUGCUGGUGGAAAUCUCCACCAAAGAGUUCUCUUUGUCUGUCUGGAACAGUUUUGGAACUGAAAAGCAUUUUUGGCAUAAAUGUUUAAUGUGUUUAUAUUUUUUGAAUUCAUUAAUUCAAUGCCAAACUAUGGUACUAAAUUGCUGUUUAGAAUUGGGAGAACAUAUUGGCUGGCAUGUUUUAUUUACAAGCUUCACCAUGUGUCGUCUAGCUCUGACUCACAUUCACUCACUAUUUACUUUUUUUUUCGUGUUAGUGCAGGCUUUUCUUGAGCUUGUAUUUAUGGGCUGUCUAGUCACAUUGCACAAUUAGCUUUUGAUUAUUUUAAAAUUCUCUUUCUCAGGAAGGUCAGUUAUAUAUUAUACAUUACUGUUGCUAUCAGCAUCUUAAAAGCCAGGGCUAGGUUGUAAUUUUCUAGGAGGAAAACUCUCUAUAUAGCUUUAUGACAUAUGACACUGUCUAAACCACCUUUACAGCCUAUGUCUAAAGAAAAUGGCUGCUGUGGUCUCUUCUCCCACUUAAUCCAUUCAUAUAAUGGUAGUGGGAGUUCUGAAAACUUAUCCAGGGAUAAAGAGAUUUGUUAAUUUUUAGGGAAUUGAGCAGGAGGGCAGUCUUUCAAUUUGCACUUUCUGAGCUAUAGGUCGGAUGCACUGAGUACAUUUACCCAUCAUAUUUACAAAGAAAUAAAUGGCAGAACCAAAGGUUUAGGACCAUGAUUCAUCAGUUUUCAGUGGGACAUGGGCACAUGCUGAAAGUAAAGCACGUAUUUAACUGCUUUGUUGAAUAAGAAUGUACUUAAGCACAUGCUUAAAUGCUUGGCUGCAUUGGGGAUUGGGCGAGUAGUUAUAGUCCCCCUCUGCAGCCAGCUGUUAUAAUACUAGAUCUUUUAAUUUAAAUAAUUUUGGUUAUGUAACCACCACAUCCUGUCAAAUCUUUUGAGUAAUGGGCCCAAACCAAGCCCCUGGAACGCAGGAAAGAUGAAAUCUGCCAACAUUUACAGUUUGAACUUUGGUUUAUAAUUCUCAUUAUUAUUAUUAUUAUUUACAUUAGAGUAGUGCUGAAAGGUCCCAAGUUGGGGGGAACCUGUCCCAUCAUGCUAAGUGGUACACAGUCCCUGCCCCAAGAACUUGCAGUCUAAAAGACAAGACAGAUAAGUAAUAAUAGACAACAAACAAGCAAAACAUUAAAGGUGAUGUUAGAUACACCUCUUGGGAAUAGCUAAGUUAGGCCCUGAUCCUACAAACACUGAUGCACAGCUGUAACUUUAGUCGUGAAAUUUCCAUCAAUAGAACUUUUCACGUGGGACAUCCAGGCUACCCCGGCUACAUUGCUAUAUUUAGCACACUAGCUCAAGCAUUGCAGAGCAAGUAUCUGUCUUCCCACACUUGUGGGGACUUGUCUUCAUUACGGGGUAAGUCAAUCUAAGUUACGCUACUCCAGCUAUGUGAAUAACGUAGCUGGAAUCAACAGCUUAAGUUGACUUACCCAAUGUCUUCACUGUGCUGCAUCGAUGGGAGAUGCUCUCCAGUCAACUUCCCUUACUCUUCUUGGGGUUAUCUUGUUUGGGUUAGUACUGCAUAUUACUUACCGUAUUAAUUUUGUAACAUGUCCAGAUCCCUUUUAUACAGUAAGAGGCUGAUACAAAUUGCAUGGAUCUAAAACAAUGUAAAUUUCCACCUGCAUAAAACCUUAAUUCUGACUGACUGCAACUUUCACAUCUCCAUCCCAAUUCUCUAAGUGACACAGUUUGAAAUACAUGGGAAUCAUAAGAGCUAACUCUUUCCAACCUGCCCAGUGGCUACCCUCACAUAUGUUUCUGAACUAAAAAUGAGACUCAUUUACAAAUAAGAGCUGUGUGUUGAAACUUGUUUAAUGUUUUAAAUACCAGUUGGGAGGAUGCUGCAGUGUAUGAUGUGCCCCUCUGCCAGUUUUCUAGAUUCAUGCCUUCAGAGCCUGUGUCCUCUCACUUUCCCAUCACCAACAUUUCUGUGAUGGAGGAGGACUGGGGCCAAGAUACUACUAUGAUGGGGACAUUUUAGAUUUGCAAAUAGCUAGAUUGGGACUCCCUUCAGAGGUAGAGAACACUUUUCAUUAAAUAGCAGUAGGGGUCACUGAUGAACCCCAUGAGGUGCUUCUUGCACCUCACCUUCUUUUUCUCUGUUCCUUUCCUUGAUUCCACUGCAUUCCUCCUGCAUCCUUUUGUUUCAAACAUGCUACCUGGCUACCACAUUAAACUGGGGAAUUGGGGUUGAGAGGCAGGGACCAUUUUGUUUAUGUGCUUGUAAAACAACUAGCAUGAUGGGACCUUGUCCAUAACUGGGACUCCUCUGUGCUACAGUAAUACUAAUAAUAAUUAAUACAAUGUCUUGACAGCAGGUUCAGGAAUUUUCAUUGCUGCAGCAUAGAAACUAUAACUAUUUUAUUAAGAUAAAGUCUAAGAGCCUUUAAAUCAGAGGUGGGCAAACUACAUCCUGAGGGUACAUCCAGCCCAUGGGACCAUCCUGCUGGCCCCCGAACUCCUGGCCCAAACUAGCCCCUAGCCCCUCCCCUGAUUUCCCCCCUCCCCUGCAGCCUAAACUCGCUCACUCUGCCGCCGGCGCAAUGCU
Messenger RNA from Gopherus evgoodei (Goodes thornscrub tortoise), 4656 nucleotides. RefSeq names its product regulator of G protein signaling 10 (gene RGS10). Bases 261 to 809 code for a protein of 182 amino acids. Gene Ontology annotation, biological process: regulation of G protein-coupled receptor signaling pathway. Gene Ontology annotation, molecular function: G-protein alpha-subunit binding; GTPase activator activity. The record is from RefSeq and is a predicted model, not a curated record. The transcript has 5 exons. Lineage: Eukaryota; Metazoa; Chordata; Testudines; Testudinidae.